Messenger RNA from Symbiodinium sp. CCMP2456, 3543 nucleotides. NCBI's taxonomy places the organism in Eukaryota, Dinophyceae, Suessiales, Symbiodiniaceae. The record is from the annotation of a GenBank genome assembly.
AUGGUGCUGCCAGCGCUGACAACACACCUCCCUCCACGACAAGCUACGGCAUUUCACUACAGGAAGCAGGCUUCCACGCCAGAAAUUGCCCUUGCGGCGAAGAUAUCUGAGCUCAACCCGAAGUCUCGCAGCUCUUGGCUGCCAAGAGCUCGACUAAUAAAGUUCUGGUCUGCGGUCAAACUAUCGACAAGCGGCAACCGUUUCUGGUGGCUGUCGGCUCACAGCUGUCCCCUAGCUGGAAGCAUUCAAGUACGCAGGAGCAUAUCAAAUGUAAGGUUUGUGUGCAGCUACUACUUGCUGUUUGCGCGGCUGUGCCUGAAAAGAACCAUAGUUGCUUGUCUGCAAGAAGGUCCUAAGACAGGAGCCUCAAGCUCCACCUGCGAGCAUCAGAGCAUGGCGAGACGUGGAAACUUGGAAAGCUGGGAGUACUGCGACAAGAUAUUGGCCGAGGCAUGGCAGGAUGAGAAGCCGCGACUGAUCACAGCCGAUGUUCUGCUGGGCGUAUUCGAGGAAGGCACUGAAGCCGAGGUUGCUGUGCCUCUUGACGAGGUGUUCGCUUUGCCUCGACCCUCUGGCUUGGGAAACCAGGCCGACAGCCUUCUGGGAGGGGGCCUCUGGCCUGGAGAAAUUGCUGAAAUCUACGGCGCUCCGGGCGCAGGCAAAACCCAGCUGGGUCUCUGCCUUGCAGCGCAUGCAGCUUCCACCGGCAUUGCGGUCCACUACCUCACGAACAAGGACCCUCCUGCAAUUCUGGCUAGACGGUUGCAGAGUCUUGCGCUGGCGCGAGAAGAGGCCAAUGAGACUGUGGAGAUACUGUUGGAGAAGAUUCGCAUCUCUAACAUGGCAGACUUUAUAGCCUUUGCCAGACUCAUGACCCAUGCGCUAGCACGGCCAGAGUCCAUGCCCGGCUUGAUUGUGCUGGACGGUCUGAGCGUGCUGCUGUCGCCAUUCACAUCUGCAACAAGUUGGUCGCACAGGUGGCGCUUGACUUGGAGCUGGCGGAUGCUACGCCAGCUUGCAAUGACAGGCUGCUGUGUCGUUCUUCUGUCCCACACAGCUGGGUCAAUGGGCACUUCCCAGCUCGCAUUGGGGCAACAGUGGUCUCAUGCCGCCUCUGUCCGCCUGGAGCUGAGCCGCCCAUUGGUGGGGAAUGCGCUGCGCCUCUACCUGCGGAAGAGCUGCCGCCAGCAACUCUGUCAAACCACUGAUGCGGGAGAGGAGGUCGACAACGCUCUCUCUGCGGACUUGAUCAUUGAUGAGGCAGAUGAGACUUUUGGAGUGGACUCCACAGGUCCACAGCGCUCCGAGGAGGCGGCCUUAGACGUUUCAGGGCCCAAGGACCUUGGACUCUGCGACCAAGGUGAUUCUCACCUUGCGCUCGUUCAGAUCUUAUCCCGCUUGCGGCUUCAGCUGUGCCGGGGCCUUUGCGCAAUCCAGACGAGGAUAGCUGAGAAGAACGGCGGCCAGAUAGGCACCUGCGAAGAUGGCGAGGCUGUCCCCAAGUCCUGGGAUCCGUUCAGAGAGGCAGAGCGGCUGCGAGCAGAGCUUGCAAAUGCGAGGUCAGAGCUUCAGCGUAUCCAGAAGGCGUCAGUGGGAGAGAGUGAUCUGCGGCUGCAGCAGGCGAUGCUGCAGUCGAAGGUUCAGGAAGUGGAGCAGCGGGAGGACGCUAAAUAUCUCGAUAGUCCUUUGGGAAGGAUGUCUGCUCGCUUUGUGGGCUUCUGCCACGCACUGGCUUGGUAUUUCGGCCAAAGCGGAUCACAGCCAUCGGGUGAUGUAAUUUGGAGUCCGCGGCCUCACUUGUACGAGAGCGGAUCUCAAAAAUCAUUGUAUCCGAGUGGCGGCCCUGUCACGAUUCUCAGCGGAGCCAGCUGCCAACUACAUGGGAGCAUUGUGGAACGAGGCUUUACAACCUUGUUGGUGGAGUACUACUCGUCUGGGUGUCCGCACUGCUGGUACUUCGCCCCCGUUUUCCAGCAGGUUGCAGAAGCGUACAAAGGCUCAGAUACCAUCCGCGUCGCUGCCUGCAACUGUGUUGAGAAUGAGGAUGCCUGUGAUGCAAUGCAAAUCUUUCGCUAUCCCACGCUGCGGGCCUACAAAGUUGGCAAAGGAACGCUGGACUUGCUGUAUGACGUGCCGCACUUCACGGAUAACCACCAGAAAUCUUCAGAGGAGUUGGUGCAGUGGCUCUCCGAGCGAUCCGGCUUGUGGAUCCCACCUCAUCCUCAAAGCCUGAAGUUAGGUGCGGCCUUCCGUGCGGGCCAUGCCGUGGCAGUGGAUGGGCCUCCUGGUAAGACAGGCUGGGCCAUGGACUAUCACCUCGACGACGAGCGCUUUGUCGAAGCUCGACUGGGGCUGCUGGUGCUCCUCAAGGGCUACUCCGGCGCACAGCAGCAUCCUGCAGCGGUUAGCAUCACUAGCUUCGUCUCCCGUGUCUUCCCACGCCACACAGCUGACUUCCACAGCCUAGCAGUGCAGAUACAGGAUCGUGGCCCGGUCCAGCCGUGGGAGAUGCGCCUCAUGCUGAAGAAGUGGGAGAGCCUCUUCGGGCAGAGAGAACAUGUCUUCUGCGAAGAUGAGACAUGUGCUGUUUGGCAGCUACUGCAUGUCGUCGCUGCUUCAGUUGCAGCUGUGGCUGUGACUGGGCAGCCGCUGGCUCAACAUGGCUCUUGGACAGUAACAGUCCCCGAGGCGAUGAGCUUCUUCCGCCUGGCCAUCAGCGAGUUCUUCACUUGCCAGGGCUGCAGGCAGCACUUCCUGGAAGCCUUCGACAGAUGUUCCUACGGGAGCUGCUUGGUUCUCGAAGCCGCAGAUGCGCGGCUGCAGGCAAGACAGAUGGUGUGGUGGCUUUGGCGCACCCACAAUGCAGUUUCCCUGCGGGUCCUGAAAGAGCAUCUUCCCGCUGAGGGUCAGGCCGUUGUCGACCGCCGGUGGCCAGCAUAUCGAGACUGUCCAGGUUGCUGGAAAGCUGAAGUGGUAAGUGGUGGCGCGCAGCCACACGCCCAGGUUGAUCCAGCUGGACCUGUGUCCAUUGAGUUGUUGGAUGCAGCAUUCGACCUCGAUCGGGUCUUCGGGUACAUCCUGAGCCAGUAUGUUGGACGCGAGAACUUGCAGUUGGAGCAGAAGGUCGCGGACAGCAUGCGGAGAUUUCCCGGCUCCGUGGAAUCCACAGCGGCUACAACUUUCUGCGCUUGCAUGCUGCUUUGUCUUUCGGCCGCGCUGAUGCACAGGCGUGCUGCGGAACUUGAGGAGAGGGCGAAACGAGAGCACGAAAUGUCGAGUCUGCAGUGCCACAUCUUCGAGGUGGAGAUGAAGCGCCAUCAGGAUGAGUUGCAGCAUAGCCGCUCAAAGAUAGAGGCUUUGGAGAAGGAGCUCAAGCAGGCGCAAAAAUCCAAGCAGCGGAAGGGAGAGGGGUCUGCGAAGACCUCGGCUCCUUCCUCUCAGGACACUCCGAACAGAUGCAGUGCGAAGACACGAAAUCGCAGUGCGGGCAAGCUUCGAGGAGUGUCGAGAGAAGACUUCGCCAUCCAAGCGUUCUUCGAAUGA